Molecule: messenger RNA, 465 nt
Organism: Westerdykella ornata
Lineage: Eukaryota; Fungi; Ascomycota; Dothideomycetes; Pleosporales; Sporormiaceae
Product: Cu,Zn superoxide dismutase SOD1
Exons: 5
Coding region: 1-465 (154 amino acids)
Biological process (GO): removal of superoxide radicals
Molecular function (GO): superoxide dismutase activity; copper ion binding
Source: RefSeq, a predicted model, not a curated record
AUGGUCAAAGCCGUCGCCGUCCUCCGGGGAGACUCCAACAUCAAGGGCACUGUGACGUUUGAGCAGGAGAACGAGUCGAGCCCGACGAGCAUCACAUGGAACAUCACCGGCCACGAUGCCAAUGCUGAGCGUGGCAUGCACAUUCACGCCUUUGGCGACAACACCAAUGGCUGCACCUCUGCCGGCCCCCACUUCAACCCUUUCAACAAGACACACGGUGCUCCCAGCGACGAGGAGCGUCACGUCGGUGACCUGGGCAACAUCAAGACCGACGCCCAGGGCAACUCACAGGGCACCGUCCAGGACCGCCUCAUCAAGCUGAUUGGAUCCGAGAGCGUCAUCGGCCGCACCAUUGUUGUCCACGCCGGCACCGACGACCUCGGCCGGGGCGGUCAUGAGGAGUCCAAGAAGACGGGCAACGCUGGUGCCCGUCCUGCUUGCGGCGUCAUUGGCAUCUCCGCUUAA